UUUACAGGUUAUGUUUCGCUAACCCGUUUUGAAAAUGAUAAUUUUUAAAAACAUUUCUUACAUUAGAAACUACAAUUUAACGAAACAGCUACGUUUCAAUCGAUUCUUAUCCAGUUUAAAUCUUUGGGAAGAAGAUUUAACAUCGGACAUAAAGCACAAAAUAGAAAAGCACUGGAAAGAUAACAUAAAAUACGACAAAUACAUAGAAGGCCAUGCCAGCAAAGAAAAGUACUACGUAUUACCGAUGUUUCCGUACCCAUCGGGUUCACUCCACAUGGGACACGUUCGUGUAUACACAAUCAGCGACGCUGUAGCCAGAUACCAAAGAAUGAACAACAAAAAUGUGCUCCACCCCAUCGGUUGGGACGCCUUCGGCCUACCCGCAGAGAACGCAGCCAUCGAUCGCAAAAUAAACCCGAACACCUGGACCAAAGAAAACAUCGCCCACAUGAAAACCCAGCUGGAAAACUUGGGCUGCAGCUUCGAUUGGGACAGGGAGUUCCGAACCUGCGCUCCCGAGUACUACCGAUGGACUCAGGAGUUGUUUUUGAAGCUGUUCGAGCGAGGUUUGGCUUAUCGUAAAGAAGCAUUGGUGAAUUGGGACCCGGUGGAUAAAACUGUGCUGGCCGAUGAACAAGUGGACGAAAACGGGAAAUCCUGGAGAUCCGGAGCAACGGUGCAGAAAAAACUCCUGAAGCAAUGGUACAUCAGAACUACAGCUUUCGCCAAGAGCCUACUAGACGGUUUAGACGAUCCUUUGCUGCGAGAUUGGCGCGAUAUCAAGAAAAUCCAAAGGCACUGGAUCGGAGAAUGCGAUGGCAUCAGUUUCGAUUUCCGAGUGGAAGGAUCCGAAUUGGAUUUUCUCACUUUAUGGACGGAUUUACCCGAGUACAUUCGACAAGUGAAAUUCAUAGCAGUGAGCAAAGAUAACAUUUUAUCUAGAAAGGAGAAUUUAGACGAAUGCCGGGACACUGUUAGGCUCGAAGCUCUCGUCAAGAACCCUUUUAAUUCCGAAACGAUACCGGUUUAUGUUACCAAUGAGAUAUCGUUCCUCGAUUCAACGGAUUCGUUUGUAGGUAUUCCCGGAAUUUGUGCGAAAGCCGAAGAAUUCGCGAAUAACCACAACAUCAAAUUCGAUAAAAUAAACCCAUUAAAUCCCACCGAAGCGGAUAAAAAACGUCUCGAAAUAAUCGAAGAAUCCAAAAAAUCGGGCAUCGGCGGUCACCAAACCAGCGCCAAACUAAGAGACUGGCUCAUUUCCAGACAAAGAUAUUGGGGCACCCCUAUCCCCAUAAUCCACUGCGACGCGUGCGGAGCCCUACCCGUACCCCGAACGGAUCUACCGGUCGUCCUUCCGGACAUCGAACACGCCCAAAAGGGUCUACCCGGCCACCCCGAAUGGGUGAAGGCCGCUUGCCCGAAAUGCGGGGGCGCGGCCCGACGCGAAACCGACACGAUGGACACGUUCGUAGACAGCUCUUGGUACUACUUGCGAUUCAUAGACCCCGGGAAUACUAAAGAAAUGUUUAACAAAGAGAAAAUCGCGGCGUCCAUGCCGGUGGACUUGUACAUAGGCGGUAAAGAGCACGCCGUACUGCACAUGUACUACGCCCGGUUCAUCAAUCACUUUCUCCAUUCCGAAGGCUUGGUGCCCGAGAAGGAGCCUUUUAAGAGGUUGCUGGUGCAAGGGAUGGUGAUGGGGAGGAGUUACAGGGUGAAAGGGAGCGGGAAAUACCUGCCGGAAAAGGACGUAGAAGUAUUAGAUUUGAAGAAGAAUAGAGCCGUAACGAAAGAUGGCGGCGAACCGGUGGUUAUAAGUUGGGAGAAAAUGAGCAAAUCGAAGCACAACGGUGUCGAUCCGGUGGAAACGUUCAAAGAAUACGGUACGGAUACCACUAGAUUGUUGAUACUGGCCGAUGUGGCUCCUACCAGCCACAGGAAUUGGAAUACAAACACAUUUCCAGGCAUACUGAACUGGCAGAGGCGCUUGUGGUUGACGGUGCGCGAUUUCCUCAAACACAGGACGUCGCCGCCGCCCGCGAUCGACGACAAACAAUUCCAAAUCCACGACGAUUACAUGUGGGAUUCCCGCAAUUACUACGUCGUCGGGACGUCCUAUAACUAUCUGAUGACGCAGCAAAUCAGCGUGGCCGUGUCGAAGUUGCAGGGGCUCACCAACAGCUUGAGGAAAGUUCCGCCGGCGGUAUUCGCGCGUAGCAAACAAUUCGAAAGAGCCCUGGCGGUGCAGAUAAUUAUGCUGGCCCCGAUGGCGCCGCAUUUCGCGUCGGAAUUGUGGAGCGGCUUCCGCUCGGCGCCGAAUCGACUGAAUACGGAGGAAAUCGAUUGGACGGGUUCGGUGUUCGAUCAAAAAUGGCCGGAGUGCGAUGAGGAGUACCGAUUGAAUUUGGUUUGUCAAGUAAACGGUCACGAAAACGCCAUAGUGAAAGUGCGCAGAAGCGAUUUGGAGAAGCUCUCGAAGGAAGAGGCUUUCAAUAUAGCUAUGGGACAGAAGGAGGUGCAAGAAACUCUCGUUAGAAGGAACGUUUUGGAUAAUAAUUUUACCCUGUACGAAGGCUUCGAGGGUAUCAUAAAUAUAAUCACGGAUCAACCUCCGCCUAGGAGUAAAGAAACGUCGGAUGAACCUCAAAUUGUUUAGUUAAUAAGAUACUUUUUUGAAUAGUCCAUUUAAUAAUAAUUAUAUUAUAAUAUAUCGUUUCUUAAUUA
Molecule: messenger RNA, 2724 nt
Organism: Phyllotreta striolata
Lineage: Eukaryota; Metazoa; Arthropoda; Insecta; Coleoptera; Chrysomelidae
Source: the annotation of a GenBank genome assembly